GUGUGUGUGUGUGUGUGUGUGUGUGUGUGUGUGUGUGUGUUUACACAGACGGGAAUACUGAGCCAAAGGAAGUGCGCCGGUUCUCCGUCUGCGCGUCCUGACUUCCUGCUCUGAGUUGGACAGAAAGGAGCUGCGGACCGCUCUCAGACAGCAGCAGCAUGGAGCCCCUCACACACACGCCGCUGUAGACUCACACACACAUCCCAGACGGACAGAGGUGCGGCGGCCGUCCACAGCAGGAUCGCCAGUCUCUCCUCCGUCAUGGAGAGCUCCAUCACUCUCUGGCAGUUUCUGCUGCAGCUGCUCAUCGACCAGAGCCACCAACAUCUGAUCUGCUGGACGUCCAGCGACGGAGAGUUCAAGCUGCUGAGGGCAGAGGAGGUGGCCAAGCUGUGGGGGCUGCGCAAGAGCAAGACCAACAUGAACUAUGACAAGCUGAGCCGAGCCCUGCGCUACUACUACGACAAAAACAUUAUAAAGAAGGUGAUCGGCCAGAAGUUUGUCUACAAGUUUGUGUCCUUCCCUGAGAUCCUGAAGAUGGACCCUGCAGCGGUGGAUCAGGCCACAGUGAGGGAGGGGGGGGGGGGGCUGUCAGAGCCUGAGGCUGAAGACGAGGAUGGGGGUGGGAGGAACCAGUACCACCUCUCAAGUCUGUACUCCUCCUUCCCCGUCAGCUCCCUGCAGCCCCCCUUAGAACCUCAUCGUCCCAUCAAGACAGAACCCAGAGCCGAUCGCCAUCGCGACAACUCCUCUGUCAUCAGAUUCGUAACAAACCGUGGCCACUCCUCCCUACCCCCCACCCCACCCCCAUCCUCAACUGAGACCUUGGAUUUCUCCAGACCAUCUCCUCGGCUGGCCCGCUCCUCCUCCUGCUGCUCCUCCCCGCCACAGAGCCCCGCCCACACACAGUGGAAGGGGCGGAGCUCAGAGACUGAUGAGUUAGAGCUGACUGCUCAGCCUCUGAACCUGUCCUCUGGGCAGAGGGAGAGAGUGAGGUCGCAUGGUGCACCAAUGCCAGAGAGGAGUAGAUUGGCCAAUAGACGAAAACACAAAGGCUUGGAAAUCUCUGCCUCCUCUCUCCUGCUGACAGGAAGUGACCUCGUCUCUAUUGCUCUCAACAGCCCGGCGCUGCCUUCAGGCUCCCUGACCUCUGCCUUCCUUACCACACAGGCUCCAUCUGGUCUGCUGCUCACUUCUAGUUCUCUACUCUCCAAUAUCCAUUUCUGGUCAAGCCUGAGCCCAAUGGGACCCCUCAGCCCUGCACAACUACAGAGCCAUGCCCCCCUCUUUCAGUUCCCCUCACUGCUGAAUGGACACAUCCCUCUGCCUUUACCCAGCGUGGACUCUCCCUCUCCUCUGCAGCUCUCCUACAUUUCCCAUCAGUCCUGAUACCAGCUGGAGCUAGGAGAGUGAAUUGGGCCUCAUCCAACGUCAGCAGCCUGAGAUGCACUUCCCUCACUGAUGAUACACAAGCUUUACCUGGAAGCUUUUCUCCCUCACAAGAGUAUUUGUAUUAGACAUUUCAUUGUGUGCAGUGUGUACACUACAUUUGUGUUUUUUCAUGCAAAGACAUUUACCAGAGGUCAGACCUCAUCUAAUUGUAUGCCUCAUCUCAUUGUACUUGGUUUGAACUUCAGUGAUACAGGCUGGUUGCAAUUGAACCAGUUAACCCUAUUUCUCCCCAUGCCCUGCCUAAUAUCAAUAUCCUCACCAAUGCCCUAAAGAAAAGAAAGAUAGGUGGAACUUUAUUGAUUCAACUCAGUUUUCCACUCUGUUUUUUAUACACGCACAUGCAUUUUUUUGUUAUACAGUUACAUACAAAUACACACAGUUAUAUUCGUCAAGUCCCUACAGACUGAACCACUGCCGCCCAACAGAGGUCGAAGGGAUCUAUAUAAUCUACAGACCCUAGUACAUCUUCCUAGGAACAUAAAUGGACUUCAUGUUUUCCUUAUCAUUUAUUGUUUGAUGCCGCUGUUCAGUUUGAAGGCUUAAUAUGAAGUGACAGCCAGGUUUGGAUAGAUAUGCUUAGCAAAGGAAAGGGCACAGAACAGGAAAUAGUCUGGUUUAUUCAGUCCAAAUGUUGCAAAAUCUAAAGACAGCAGCCUAGAAUUAACUCAUUAACAUCUACAGUGGAGGAAAUAAGUAUUUGAUCCCCUGCAGAUUUUGUAAGUUUACACUUAGUCUGUCAUUUAAAGGUAGGUUUAUAUAAACAGUGAGAGUAAGAAUAUCAAAAAGAAAAUCCAGAAAUUGACAUUAUAUAAAAGAUACACAUGUAUUUGCAUUUAACUGUGAAAUAAGUAUUUGAUCCCCUUGCAGAACAUGUGUUAGUACUUGGUGAGAAACCCUUGUUGGACACACAGAGGUCAGACGCUUCUUGUAGUUGAUCUCCAGGUUUGUGAAUAUCUCAGGAAGGAUGUUGGUCCACUCCUCUCUGAAGAUCCUCUCCAAAUCCUUCAGGUUUUCAGGCUGAUGCUUGGCAUCUGGAAGCUUCAGCUCCCUCCACAGAUGUUCUAUGGGAUUAAGGUCUGGAGACUGGCUAGGCCCCUCCCUCACCUCAAUGUGCUUCUUCUUUAGCCACUCCUGUGUUGCCUUGGCCGUAUGUUCAGGGUCAUUGUCCUGCUGGAAGACCCCUCCGUGACCCAUGUUCAGUGUCCUGGCUGAGGGAAGGAGGCUAUCGGCCAAGAUGUUACGGUACAUGGCCCCGUCCAUCCUCUCCUCGAUGCAGGUCGUCCUGUCCCCUUAGCAGAGAAACACCCCCAAAGCAGAAUGUUUCCACCUCCAUGCCUGACGGGGGGGGGAUGGUGUUCUGGGGGUUAUAGUCAGCAUCUCUCUUCCUCCAAACACGGCGUGUCCAGUUCAUGCCAAAGAUCUCGACGUUGGUCUCAUCUGAACACAUCCUCUUCUACCAAGCCUCCUCUGAAUCAUUCAGAUGUUCGUUGUCAAACUUCAGACGGGCCUCUCAUGUUCUUCUUGAGCAGGGGGGGGGGGGGCCUUCAGGGGCUGCAGGAUUUGAUCCAUUAUGGUGUAGCUUGUUCCCAAUAGUUUUCUAGGUGACUGUGGUCCCAGCUGCCUUGAGAUCAUGAACAAGUUCCUCCUGUGUAGUUCUGGCUGAUCCCAGACCUUUCUCAUGAGCACCAAUACCCCACGGGGCCAGAUCGUGUGUGGAGCCCCAGACCGAGGGCGACUGAUGCUCAUUUUGUCUUUCUUCCAUUUCUGAAUAAUGGCACCAACAGUUGUCUCCUCCUCACCAAGCUGCUUUCUGGUGGUCUUGUAGCCAGUCCCAGCCUGGUGCAGGUCUACAGUCUGGUCCCUGAGGUCCUUAGACAGCUCUUUGGUCUUGUCCAUGGUGGAGAGUGGAAUCUGAUUGAUUGAUUCUGUGGACAGGUGUCUUUUAUACAGGUAACAAGUUGAUAUUAGGAGUACUUUCUUAAAGGAAGAGGACUCAUGUAACCGGUCUGUGGGAGCCAGAAUCCUUGUUUGUUGCAAGGGGAUCAAAUACUUAUUUCCCACAGUUAAAUGCAAAUACAUUUUUAUCUUUUAUAUAAUAUCAAUUUCUGGAUUUUCUUUUUGAUAUUCUGACUCUCACUGUUUAUAUAAACCUACCAUUACAAUUAUAGACUGUUCAUUUAAUUGUAAGUGGGCAAACUUACAAAAUCUGCAGGGGAUCAAAUACUUAUUUCCUCCACUGUAUGUCAAGAUGUUCAAACAACAAUUUGUAGUUUUAUAAGUGACUGAAUGUUGUUCAGUCACUUGUUGCACCCCCCCGGCCAAGCAAUAGACAAAUGAUCUCUGUCAAUCUGUUCAUUUUUAUUUGAUCAUACAGUUGAAUCCAGAUGGUGUUUGAAUGCGAUGAAUUCACAUGCCUGUGACCUACCAAAUAUGUACAGUUUUGGAUUUAACAGAGCCCCAGCCAGCGCUGAACGCUCUGAAGUCUUCAUUUUGUUUCUGUAUUGCUUUGACUUGAUGCUGUGAACCUGUUUUUAUCAUACUUGUUUCAUGCAAUGAACUGUUCAGCCUUGUACCAGCUGUGCCUUCAAUAGUGUGUGACAUGUAAAUGUACAGUAUUAAGCUUUACACCAGGUUGUAAAACAUUCCAGGUUAAAAUGCACAAAAGCUGUUUUUUCUUAAAUGGAUCCUGGUUAUUUUUAUAGAGUAAUUAAGAGAAAUGUAUUUGCUUUUGAUUUGUCUAUUAAACUGUCAAUGUUUUGGAAUAAAUGGAAUUACUUUUCAGAAUAACUAUAUUCAUUAUAAUUGUUAAUGCACACACAACUGCUGCAUAGUCUGUAUUUGAAUAAUAUAUAUUCACUGUAAAAUAUUACCAUGAUUUCACAAUAUUUAGCUGUAAUAUUUGACAAUAAAUUAGUUUUACCACUUUACAGUCUUUACCUGUAAUGUUCACAAUAUAAUACUGUCAUUUUGAAUUUCACAGUGAAAUCAAUGCAGGCAGUUCAUUACUGUGAAUGUACAGGAUAAAUGAUUACCAGGAUUUCACAACAUGUUACUGUAUUAUUUCACAGUAAAAUACUGUAUUCAGACCAUCCUCUGUGAUAACACAACAAAUUAAGUGAUUUGCUUUUGUCGCUCUUGCUUGGCUUUAAAUACUAAUUUCUGUCUUUGGUGCAGGUCUUUAAUUAAAUUGAAAGGGGCACCGCUGCAUGUGUCUUAAAAUAAACGAUGCAACAUAUAAAUCUAUGUCAAAUUGAAA
Molecule: messenger RNA, 4708 nt
Organism: Trematomus bernacchii (emerald rockcod)
Lineage: Eukaryota; Metazoa; Chordata; Actinopteri; Perciformes; Nototheniidae
Product: ETS domain-containing protein Elk-3-like
Biological process (GO): cell differentiation; regulation of transcription by RNA polymerase II
Cellular component (GO): nucleus
Molecular function (GO): sequence-specific DNA binding; DNA-binding transcription factor activity, RNA polymerase II-specific
Source: RefSeq, a predicted model, not a curated record